Phytophthora nicotianae INRA-310 is the source of this 1644-nucleotide messenger RNA. RefSeq lists its product as hypothetical. The transcript has a single exon. The record is from RefSeq and is a predicted model, not a curated record. Gene Ontology annotation, molecular function: dipeptidyl-peptidase activity; serine-type exopeptidase activity. Gene Ontology annotation, biological process: proteolysis. Lineage: Eukaryota; Oomycota; Peronosporomycetes; Peronosporales; Peronosporaceae. The coding region runs from base 1 to 1644 and encodes 547 amino acids.
AUGCUAAGUGAAGAGAAGACGCCUAUUCUGUUGGUCGAGGAUGAAGGGAGGUCUAUUACAGACCACUUAGGUCGCUCUGGCUUUGCUGUGCUGCUCAGCGGUGUGAUAAUGUCUGCCUUGCUGCUGGUGGGCUUUCAAGGCUCAAAUACAACCGCAAGUAGCGCGCUUCAAGAUAAAUUUCUACCCUCCUCUGAAGUUGACAACGUGCUCAAUACUGGAGCAAGACCGACGAACUUAAUCGAGCAAUGCGAUGAGAAGUUCUUCACACAGACACUAGACCACUUCGACGUCGGAGCGCCAACCUACCAGCAACGAUACUUCGUCUGUGACAACCACUUCAAACCCGGAGGCGUCAUGUUCUUCUAUGUGGGCAAUGAGGCCGACGUCGAGCUGUACUUGAACCACACAGGCCUCAUGUGGGAGAACGCCGACGAGUUUGGUGCCAUGCUCGUGUUCGCAGAGCAUCGGUACUUUGGCAAGUCGGUACCGUUUGGCAAGGACGUGACGAAGCACAUGAAAUAUCUGUCGACGGAGCAGGCGCUGGCAGACUACGCAGUGUUGAUCACGUACUUGAAGACUGAGUGGAAGCUUGAUAUCCCUGUAAUUGGGUUCGGUGGCUCGUACGGCGGCAUGUUGGGGUCUUGGUUCCGCAUGAAAUAUCCUCAUAUCAUUGACGGCGUCAUCGCAGCUUCCGCCCCCAUCUUGUCGUAUUUCGGCGAUGAAGUAGCUCAUGACCUUGGUGGGUAUGCGCAAGUGGCGACGUUCACUGCAUCACCAGCCGCUGGGUCUGCCGAAAACUGCGUGUCUAACAUCCGUCGAGCUUGGCCAGCAAUGAAAGCCCUCGGUAAGACUACCGAUGGCCGUAGAAAGCUGAAACAAGCGCUAUCACUUUGUGCCGAUACACCAUUGGACACUGAAGAGGACAUUGAUGUGUUAAUGGAGUGGGCGAGAGAUUCUUUCUAUUCCAUGGCUAUGGGCAACUACCCGUAUCCGUCGUCGUACAUCAUGAACGGAGUCAGCGAGCUGCCUGCCUACCCCAUGCGUGUAGCUUGCUCCCAUUUACACGACGCUUUCGACGACACUGAAGAGGGCGAACUGGAGCUGUUAAGGGCGUUUUCGAAGACAGUUGGAGUAUACUACAACAGCACCGACGACAAGGAAUGUUUCCAGCUCAGCGCACCGUCAGAUGAGGACGCGAUGGACAGCAACUUUUGGGACUAUAUCUACUGUGCGGAGCUGUACGGGCCCACCACCACGGACGGAGUGAAGGAUAUGUUCUGGAGCGCACCGUGGAACUUCUCUACGGACAAUGCAAGCUGCCACGCCGAGUGGGAUAUCGAUGCUCGUAUCAUGUGGCCGACAAUUCACUACGGUGGACGCCGCUUCUUGGAAGUUUCAAGCAAUAUCGUCUUCAGUAAUGGGAACUACGAUCCGUGCUCAGCCACGGGCGUGUUGCAGAACUAUUCGGACUCGGUGGUUGCCGUGCAUAUCGAAGGUGGCGCUCACCACCUUGACCUCAUGUUCAGCAACGCACUCGACCCACAGCCGCUGAAAGCAGCUCGAGCCACCGAGAGGCGGCACAUGCACAAAUGGACGAAUGAAUUUUACGCUCGCAAGGCCGUGUUAGAAACCGAAAAGCCGUAG